UUGACGGUCCCUCGGCAGCAGGGUGGGGUGACUAAAAUCCAGCGCCCGGAGAAAAGCGGAGCGGAAAGAAGUGUUUAAUUCCAAAUAUUAAACAUAAAGUUGGUGUAAAGUUGUCGACUCGGUACACGUCCUGGAUUAGCAGUUUAUUAGGGGAUGCUGGGUGUGUCAGAAAUGACGGGCAGCAGCAAUAUGGCCAAUGCCCUGGCGAAUGCCUCAUGUGAGCGCUGUAAGAGUGGCUUUGCCCCGGCGGAGAAGAUCGUCAACAGUAACGGCGAGUUGUAUCACGAGCAGUGCUUCGUGUGUGCUCAGUGCUUUCAGCAGUUUCCUGAGGGACUUUUCUACGAGUUUGAAGGCAGGAAGUACUGCGAGCAUGAUUUCCAGAUGUUGUUUGCUCCUUGCUGUCACCAGUGUGGUGAGUUCAUCAUUGGCCGUGUGAUUAAAGCCAUGAACAACAGCUGGCAUCCUGACUGCUUCUGCUGUGACAUUUGUCAGACCGUGUUAGCUGAUGUGGGCUUUGUGAAGAACGCUGGCCGUCAUCUGUGUCGCCCGUGUCACAAUCGGGAGAAGGCUCGUGGUCUGGGGAAGUACAUCUGUCAGAAGUGCCAUGCCAUCAUCGACGAGCAGCCCCUCAUCUUCAAGAACGACCCCUAUCACCCCGAUCACUUCAACUGCAGCAACUGUGGUAAGGAGUUAACAGCUGAUGCUCGGGAGCUGAAAGGAGAACUCUACUGUCUCCCAUGUCAUGAUAAAAUGGGAGUGCCGAUCUGCGGAGCCUGCAGAAGGCCUAUCGAAGGCCGUGUGGUCAAUGCCAUGGGCAAGCAGUGGCAUGUUGAGCAUUUCGUGUGUGCUAAGUGUGAGAAACCUUUCUUGGGUCAUCGCCAUUAUGAAAGAAAAGGUCUGGCCUACUGUGAAACUCACUACAACCAGCUCUUUGGUGAUGUCUGCUACCACUGCAACCGAGUGAUCGAAGGAGACGUGGUGUCAGCUUUGAACAAAGCCUGGUGUGUCAACUGCUUUUCCUGUUCUACCUGCAACACCAAGCUCACUCUGAAGAACAAGUUUGUGGAGUUUGACAUGAAGCCUGUGUGUAAGAAGUGCUAUGAGAAGUUUCCUCUGGAGCUCAAGAAGAGGCUGAAGAAGCUGGCUGAAACCGUGGCCCGCAAGUAGACCUCACACCCACAGGGGGGCGCCAGAGACUCCUGCAGAUCACAGCCUGUGCAUUUCUAUAGCUUCUGGUGUUAGUUAUUCCUUCACUACUCAGUAUUACUCUUGUAUUUGGGGAAAGUCCAGCGGAUGAGGCAGACGUGUUCCGCUUAUUGACCUGAGUGCCUCUUUUAUUACAAUUCAGGAAGGAAUUUCUGUCUUCUUUUCUCCUGUAUAUGCAAUAAAAAUAUAAUCUUCACAGUAAUCAGUAUGUGAUAUAAUGUGCACGCUAGAAUGACUUGAAUCGCCCUUGUAACGGGAUACACUGCUUUUACUGUAUAGCCAAAGCUGUUUGCCUUUCUGUAGAAUCCUAGUUUAAUAACCGUAUAUUCGCAACAGGAAGUAAAAAAAAAAACCCUGUUUAAGACGUCUUACAUUAAAUGAGCUUAAAGUAUAUUCUAAAUCAAAUUCUGCCAUAACACUAUUAUAAUAAUAAUAAUAAUAAUAAUAAUAAUAAUAAUAAUAAUAAUAAUAGGUUAUUGUGCCUUUGGAAAACUAUUUUCUAAAUUAUCUUAAAUACAUUCAGCAUUCUCAUGUGUUUCAUGGCCAUUAUUUUGUACCCACAGUUUGUGUACCAGGAUUAUAUUUCCUCGUGUUUUGUGUCCCGUGAGCAAAAGUGUGAUGUUUUUACAGUAAAAUCUUGGGACCAGAAUUUUUUUUUUUAAAAAAUCUCCCUGUUUUAAAUUUGUUUAAAUAUAAGUUGUUGAAUAUUUUCUAGUUUAUUCUUAUUUUGCAGCAUUAAGUUUUCCCACCAGUGAUUGUACACAGAAUAAAUCUUUUGAGAAUUGAUAAUUAUAUGUUCAUCUUAUUUAUGCCAUUCCACAAUAUCUGUAAUGUGCUGUUUAAUCAAAUGCAAAUAAAAUACACACUGGCUAUUUUC
Molecule: messenger RNA, 2083 nt
Organism: Tachysurus vachellii
Lineage: Eukaryota; Metazoa; Chordata; Actinopteri; Siluriformes; Bagridae
Gene: lims1
Product: LIM and senescent cell antigen-like domains 1
Exons: 10
Coding region: 154-1167 (337 amino acids)
Biological process (GO): cell-cell adhesion; positive regulation of substrate adhesion-dependent cell spreading; positive regulation of integrin-mediated signaling pathway
Cellular component (GO): focal adhesion; cell-cell junction; cytoplasm
Source: RefSeq, a predicted model, not a curated record